Fusarium sp. VM40 is the source of this 4383-nucleotide messenger RNA. The record is from the annotation of a GenBank genome assembly. Lineage: Eukaryota; Fungi; Ascomycota; Sordariomycetes; Hypocreales; Nectriaceae.
AUGCCGCCCUACGCUGCCGAGCUCGAAACCUGGUGGUCAGGGAGCGGCCUCGAAGCCCUCACGCGCUUGGUCAACGACGAUAGCGAUGAACUCAACCCUCGCCAAUGUGGGUUUGCGCAGCAGUUGCAGACAAGACUUUUGACAUUCGACAACGACCGAGCUAUCCAAACCCAGAUACAGAAAGCCUGGCCGGCCAUCCGUACAGCUAGAGGCGUCGACUACGACGCAAACACUCGCAAAUAUGCCAAGUAUAUAACUUCAACCAUAUUUCGAAAGCCCACGGACGGAGGCAUUGACUUUAAUCGCGUCAUGGAUGGUUUAGGCUAUCUCGAUGCAAUGGAGAUUCGCCGCCUUCGCCUUCUUGCGGCCACCCGAAAGGCUAUGGAAACUGGUACACCAAGUGAAGCAAGUGCUCAAGUGGUUGAAGAACUGGACCGGACUGCCACUGCAAACUUCAGACAUCUCCAUGCCGGAUUCAGAACCUGUGUCCUCAUCCAGGAACUAAACAAAGAUGCUGGCCAGAGAAAGGAGCUUCCUCAGAUCAUGGCACUACUAAAUGCACUCGUGCCUCCAGUUGUCUUUCUCGAGGACGAAGACGACAUGGACCCAACUCCACAUUCACCAGGUCUCCGCGACAGUGUCCGAUUUUCUAUCUUCGAACAUCUAAUGUCUGAGGACUCUUUCUCCCCGAAUCGACGGGAGAUCAUUGAAAUGAAAUUGCGCUGCUGGUGCGAUGUUCCGGGUUACCCUCGAGCCAGAGACGCUCUCCUGCGCUAUACUGAAGAGUUCAAGAAGCUGGAGAAUGUCUGUCUCAAAGUUAUGAAUGAGCUUGAAAGCAGAUCAAUGGCAACUGUAUCUUACCAGACAAUAUCAGCUGACUCUUCCAUAUUAUCUGGUGCAGAAGCCUCUCACCAUUCUAGUCUCUUGGCCAGUUCUCUGCAAGACGAAAGCACUAUCCUUACUCCAAAUACAUCAAUCGAUACUCAGCAACCCACGACUCCCUGGGUCCCUGUAGCUUUCCAUCCUCUAUUAAAAGGGAUGCCGGGGCGAGAGAUAUCUCCCGCAAGUACAGACGGUGCUAUGUUUGCUCGGGACUUCAGCGCACCGCCUGUUCUGUCUUAUCCCGAUAACCUCUCCAAGACUGAAUUCUUCCAGCAUCCUUUUGCGCGGAAGCUAAACAUGUCCAUCGUGGAGCAGUAUGAUCCCGACACCGACGAUGAGGCCAAGGAAGACGUGCCACCAGUACCACCUCUGCCACACAUUCCCGAGAGGCUGAAAGCUCACCUGACACCGAACGUUUUGAACAAGAUCAAAAAGAAAAUGCGAUACCAACCGGACAAGGCUGACGGCCUGACAUUGGAUGGUGUGCCCUUCCAAUCACUAGACCAGUACAUGGGCGCUUCCACAACGCGCAAGUCGAAGGACAAAAAGCAUAGGCCAAUGCUCAACAGAAACAUUUCCGAAGCCAACGUGGUCACAGGUGUCGGCCAUCGACAUUUGCACUCGGAGGAUAGUGGUUAUGAGAUACCUAGUAUAUCUUCGAGCCUACCUGAGAGCCCCAAAUGGCCUCCUAGACAUGGACAGAAUGGCAGGGGGCCAGGCGCGGUACUUACGAACCCAGGAGCAGAGCAUCGUCCCAAUCUCAAAUGCCAACUUAUGGAACCACGCCUCUCGCCUAUGGAGUACUGUCGAAUGUACCUGGUCGAGAAGGCCUUAUCUGAACGAGAAAAUCGGCAGUGCGAACUUCCAAAACCCGAGCAGAAAUGGUAUUGGACACAAUAUCACAAAAACUUCUUGAUUGUUCCACGAAUUCCCAAAGAUAUUCAACGCGAUUUGGUUUCUAGGCCUAUUGAACCUAUCACAAGCCCAAAUGUAGUAGACUCUGACGGAGAGUCCGUAUCGACGCUUACAACAGAAGUCGACUAUAAUGGUCUUAUGCGUCUAUCACUUCAUCUCGGAAACGAGCCUGUUCUUCUACCUUGCUUCACAGAUAUACCACGUUCCAAUGUGAGGGAAUCAAAAAUUUUAGAGCCCCCGGAUUCUGAGGGAGAGAGUAGAGAUGACCGUGACGCUGAUGUUCCCGGGGAAAGAGAUUUCGUUUUGUCACGUCGAGUCAAAGGACCAGCUGGAGGAGAAGUCGAUGACUGGCGACCGAUGAGCGAGUAUGAGCAAGACAAGCACGAUAGGACACUGAAUGAGGACCUGUCGUUUGACAAGCUGAAAUUACUGGUAGAGUCCGAACAAGAGCCUGAACAAGGGUCCCAGACACCUUGUAAGAGUUUUGGUGCAGAAGUUCCUCCAGAAGACUUGCAUCGAACUGAUGGGCAAAGUGAUGACUGUGGAAACCUCUCCCUCUCAAGGAAGCUGUCACGCGUGUGCACGAAGGACUUGUCAGUUCUAGACUUUGCUACUCCAAGGUCCAAGGGCAAGACCGUGGCCAAUACUCCUCUUUCAUCGGCUACAAUGCAUGGCCGCAGUCCGCUCGCUCGCUUUCCGAUAGCAGUCCAGCCAACUCAUCGAUUAACACCUGGCACUCUGACCAAGCGAGUUGUUGGCGAGUCUGGUGGGCAGUUUCUUUCGGAGGAUACUCGACAGGCUCGAUUAAUUCCGAGCCCGAGCAGUCAACUACACCAGGGACUUACAGCGGACUUGUGGGACACCGACACCGAAUCCAUUAUAUCAGAACUCCAGCCGGAGCCCUUGAAUAUCAGCCGACGAAGACCCAGAGCCAGCACCGAUGAUGACCGAAGAUGGUCAAGAAUGUUCGACGGAUUGAGUUCCAAUAUGCCACCCACACUUGAGAAGUUUGGAACACAUUUCCCGGUCGAACGUGAAGGCGGCUCGAAAGCUGAAGCUGAUGAUGAUGACUGCACUUUCACGGAAGGGGACCGCACUCCGCGUGGGUUGGGCUAUCAGUUGCAAAGCCAUACACGUACAACCCCAGGGUCUGGAGGCCUUCAACGCUCAGCUUCUACGAUCAUAACACCAACUCAAUCUAAAAGGAGACUUCAGCCUAAAGCAUCUUUCAGCCUGGAAAAUACAGAACAUUCGGGCUUCACUCCGGAGCAUGCUAGGGAAGACUUUUCGAAGAGAACAUUCUCUACUUCAGGUAUGAUGCUUAACCUGCAAGAUACCCAAACGCGCCUCAAAUACCCUCUUCGAGAGCCCGACGAAAUGCACCUCAGUAGAAGUCUAGACGACACGACCCCUCGAGCCAGACGCUUGCCCGACAUACCUAAGCCUAGCCAAUAUCAGCCAAGUUUUACCCCCAGAGACUGGAUAAGAUCUGUUACGGCUACACCACGAAGGGCCAACAUUAUGUCGCGGGAUGAGAGGCCAAUUGGUUCGGCAGAUUGUACGCAGGCUUCCUUCCAGGCAAGCAGUAUUGUGGACGAAGGAGAGGUUCAGCUUUAUCCAUCUACAAUCAUGAGAGAUUUUACUCAGUCUCACCAGCUCGACAAGCAGCGGCCAAGGGCAACACUCACUCCCAGCAGUACACACCGGUUUUCCAAACAGCGGUUUGAUCGUUCAACCCGUGCUUCAUCUCCGCCCCUUUCUGGAGAUAGGUCAGACAUAGCUAUGCGCAGAACACCGUCCCCGACCGAGCUACACAGCACGGUUAUCCCACAAACACCAUCCUCAGCUAUCGGUGGCCUUUUCCGCAAACGCGUCCGUUCUGAAUACCACCCUCCAGCCACACCGCGAACACCAGCUUCCCCUCGAUUGGCAUGGCGGCCGUUUGAUGGCGACGACGAUGAGCCUGAACUACCCUACUUAUCGCCAUGGGCAUCAGGUCAUGCAGAGGGUAAGAGAGAGAAGGAGAAACGGGCAGCGUACUUUCGAGAAAAAGUAGAGCGCGAAAUUCAAGGCAGACAAUCACCGAAGAGGUCGGUCCGCAGAGAGUCUUUUAGCACCAUCAACAGGGACUGUACGAGUCGAAACGGUUCUGUUGUUGAGAACCGUCUGAGCAAAGAGAGUCUUGUCACCUGGACGAACUUCAUCGAAGAUGCCCCUGAACCACUCUUCUCGUCACCUUUGCCACCAGUACCACCACUUCCAUCCGAGUCUCAUCUGAACCUCACCCUUAAACGACUUCCUCAGAACCGAACGCCAUCUCGAGCAGUUUCGGGAUUCGAACCCUCUCCUGCUGGUACAUUUCGGGCCAAGAAGCCUCAGGGACUCAAGGUGGAUACACAGAGGCUGCGUAAAGCAAACCGAGAUGGAGCGCGGACGCCGAGUAGAAGCGCAACAAUGACGCCUGCCAGUGCAAGCAGCUUCAGAACUGCGUUUCGUGUAGAGGAAAGACAUAUGAGCUUCGGGCGAGAAGCGGAAGAGCCUCAGAGCAGAGAACGGGAUGACGAGGUAGUGUCACGGCGCAUGUAA